AUGGCGACAGGAUGGUUCAGCGCUCCCAAGAGCGAAGCCUCACCACCCGACAUCCGCAUCCAAGUCGCGGACCGGCAAGCCGCCGAAUUCUACCUUUCCAACUCCCAGCCUAGUGGUUCGGGCGGGAACAAUGCGACGUAUGUUGAUCGCACGCAUUCAAAGACACAUGUCAAUUCUCCGUCACUGUUCGAUGUCGGCAUCUUGAAGGAUACGCUGAUUCCCUCGUUUACGCUCCAUGCUGGUCUUGCGGGCAUUGCGUAUGGCGCCGCUCGCUACACUAAUCGCGUGGAAGCGAAGGAUUGGCUGUGGCCGUCUGGACAGGUCGCGAAUGCUUGGUGGUCGGCGGUGGGAAGACGUGUUGCUGCUGGUUUGACUGUGUCGCAGGCGUUCAGUCGGUUGUCUUGGCAUGAACGGGUUAUGCUAACGGGCGUGACGCUUUGGGGUGGACGACUGUUCUAUCGCAUUGCGUCGCGCUCGGUGAAGAGAGGGGCGGACGAUCCGAGAUACGAGGUUGCAAAGAAGGAGGAGGGUUUCUGGGAUAGCGCUUGGUACAAGGUGUUCAUCCCCGAGGCGUUUUUCCAGAUGAUCAUUUCUCUGCCCUUCACAGCUCCCUUCCGCCAUGAAGGCGCUGUCAUGAUGGGAUAUCAUCCGUACAUCCAAAUGCUGGCCGUUGGACUAUUCUCUUCGGGGCUUGCUAUGGAGUCGCUCGCGGACUACCAACUCGAUCAGUACAAAGCCGAAGGCGGCCGCGGUAUUCUGAGAGAAGGCGUGUGGAGCAUCGUUCGCAACCCCAACUACCUCGGAGAUACUCUCGUGCACCUCUCCUUCAUAGUAAUGCUCUACGGCUCCGAUAUGCUCGCACCGGUCGAGCUCCUCGGUCCCAUCGCCAACUACGCAUUCUUGCGAUACUUCGGAGGCGACGCUGAGAAGGAAAAGCAUCAAGAGCGCCGCUACUCUGCCUCGCACCCCGAAAAGUUUGCCGAGCUGGAGAAGUUCCGCGAGGACAAAAACUCCUUCUGGCCGCGCACCGAGGAGCUGAGCAAUAAGUGGCUGUGGACUGUUUUGGGCAUUGGAGGUCUCGGUGUCGUGGUAGAGGAGACGUUGAGGACGCUGCACUGAGGCAGGGAGUCACAUUGGGCUAGGUGACUUUGGGCGAUCGGCGUUCCUUACGUUCGCAUGAUUCAAUUGUCCGUAUACAUUACUAGUGACUAAUUCCACACGUGAAGACAUGUCACUCAAUGCAGUCUUCGACUCUCA
Molecule: messenger RNA, 1257 nt
Organism: Parastagonospora nodorum SN15
Lineage: Eukaryota; Fungi; Ascomycota; Dothideomycetes; Pleosporales; Phaeosphaeriaceae
Exons: 3
Coding region: 1-1119 (372 amino acids)
Cellular component (GO): membrane
Source: RefSeq, a predicted model, not a curated record